AUACGCCAUACCGUCACCAUGGCGACUCCUAUCAAUAUCAACUCGAGACAGUCACCGCCGGGGCAGCAGGCUUCCAAUCUAACAUCUGCACUUCAGCGGGCAGGUAACGACCGUGUGGGCAGUAUAUCUCAUGCCAGUGGAGGACUCGGCGUAUUUAGAGCACCUCCUCCUAGAAAGGACUCGAUCGGCGCCGCCACAGCGCAAUGGGGAAACGGAACGAAGCCCAUUACUAUGUCGGGAUCUGCCCGCGAUAAAGGUCGCCGGGAAUCUUUGGCCGGCAGCUUGGUCGGCGGUAUGAGCUGGGGUGGUAUAUCGGUCGGAAGCUGGAUUCGUGAUGACAUCAUCAUGACUGGCACGUCGCCUUUCACCUUCCAGUCGCCUAGUUUCCACUCGUCAUCAUAUUUGCCGAAGCUAGAGGCCAACUUCAUGCGGGACUUUUCCUGCUGCGGUGUGACGUUACCGACGCUCCAUGACCUAUUACAGCAUUACGAAGAAGCUCAUGCCACAAAGUCGCCCAACCAAGGCGAACAUCGCGCGAGCCAAGGUGAUCACCGCGCGGCCUUGGCGGCUGCCGCCAUUUCACAGCAACAGAGCCAGCAACAUGGCAACCAAGGGCGCGGCUUGCAGAACGAUCGGACCCUGGACAUGCAGCGUAAGCUGGGUCAAAACACUUCCCUAUCCCAGCAUGUGGAUCUAGACACUAUCGACGACAUGGAGUUGGACGAGCCCAUGGACGACGGGGAUGGCACGACUUCUCAGCUGUUCUCACCCCAGUUACGCGAAGGAGGUCAGGGCGGUUUUGGCAACCCCAACCAAGGCCCACAAUUAAAUCUCGGCAUGCUUCCUAGCCGUCAGGGCUUCAACUCUCCUUCUCAACCAGGUACCCCGAUUGGAUCUGGACGUCCUCUUUCCCUGCAGAAUAACCCAACCGUUUCUUCCGUCAACACUCCCACGUUAAUGGCCAACCCACUACAAACAUCUCAGUUCCGAAAUACUCCUGAUUCGUCAGGUCCUGGAACGCCAGCUGAAAUUGAUGAGAGCGUCGUAGGCGGAUUUGGCGACCUCACUAUGCAGAAUAACGUCAUGGGCCAGAAUCAGGGUCAGUACGGACGUUUCGCCGGAAAUAAUGAUAUGGUCGAUCUCUGCAUCGACGAGCCAGCCAAGAGACUGUUCAGUCCAAAUGGAGGCAUGGGCACCCCGAACGCCCAUUUCAAGCUCAGCGGAGCCCAAUAUGGCCCUAACAGUGACAUUGCGAGACGGAUCCGUGAACAGCAGCUUCUUGCUGGAGUUCCCGAUACUACAACCAUUCUACCCAACGAGGAGCCAAAGCCAUUCCGAUGCCCGGUUAUUGGUUGUGAGAAGGCUUAUAAGAAUCAGAACGGUCUGAAAUAUCACAAAGCUCACGGCCACAAUAAUCAACAGCUACAUGACAAUGCAGAUGGAACAUUUUCUAUCGUCAACCCAGAGACAUCGGCCCCAUACCCCGGCACCCUCGGCAUGGAGAAAGAAAAGCCGUAUCGCUGUGAAGUGUGCGGCAAGCGGUACAAAAACCUCAACGGUCUGAAAUAUCACAAAUCACACUCACCGCCCUGCAACCCAGACUUCCAACUGGGUCGAGGUUUGAACCUCGGCGGUGGUGUGAUGCAAGGCCAGAAUAUCAAUGUGGCAGGAGCUGGACUCCCCGGAAUAGGCGAGGAGGGCCUAAUGUAA
Messenger RNA from Penicillium taxi, 1710 nucleotides. RefSeq names its product zinc-coordinating transcription factor SFP1. The record is from RefSeq and is a predicted model, not a curated record. The transcript has 3 exons. Lineage: Eukaryota; Fungi; Ascomycota; Eurotiomycetes; Eurotiales; Aspergillaceae. Gene Ontology annotation, cellular component: nucleus. The annotation marks the transcript as partial.